AUGGCUAAUUGGAGCUCAUAUUCGGAGUCAUUUUAUAAAUUUCUUCUUGAAAAUGAUUUUGGAAACAAGAGGCUUAAUACAUCCGAUAAUAAUAUUUUAAACCAGGUUAUUGAUGGAUCCUGUUCCAAUAUAUCAGUUCAGAGAUCUGAGCCUAAACCUUCAUCAUAUAAUAAAGAAGUCAUUUUCUCAAUUCCAGGGAAUCAUACAUCUAGAAGGAUACAAUACUUCCACACUAACUCAGGCAAUAUCAAAAAUAACAUCUACACAAUCCCAUAUGAAGAAUCUAAUUAUACACAUUGUAAUAUAUCGAAGUAUGGAAAUAUAUCCGUACCAAAAUCUAACCUUUUCAAGUUAUUGCAACUUGAGGUUGUUAAUUCCAUGGAUACCGUCUGUUUAUAUAAUUCUAAUAAAGAUAAAUAUAACAAUUUUAAUGAGGAUUUUGUUGAUGGAGGUGAAUUUAAAGGAUAUAGCGAUAAUAGUUACUUAGUGUUCAUGCCUUCAGGAGUACAAAAUGCAGGAAUUAAAGGUUUAGAGCUUGUUCCAGAACUAGUAGGAUCAGAUAUAAAACUCAAGGUCAAUGAAAGUUUAACUAUUUAUCCUUCAUGUUUUUUCACAUAUCAUAAAAGAAACAGUGAUUAUCUCAUGGAUCCAUAUAAACAAACUGAUAUAACUCACAAAAUAGAGUCAUCGUGGGAUGGAUUAACCAUUAAAUCCAAUACAUAUAGAGAAUACCAUAAUUGCGAUUCUGAUAGUGACGUUAGUAGUUCUGGCAACGAACCUUUAAAUCUUACAUAUAACACUGUGAUGAAUGAAUUAGAUAUACUCGAAUUAAAAGCUGAUAACAAGAGUUUAUUUUCAUCCACUGUAUAUGCUAGAAACUCACUUGGAAUAUUUGUUUUCCGCUAUUACUAUGAUGACGGAUGGAGGGUAAAAACACUCAAUAAUGUAUCAUACACACCUGAAGAGAAGGUUUAUUACAUGUCAAUUUCACCAUAUAUGCCUGAAGAAUCUGUUUUUCUUACCACUGGUAAUAAUUUACUUCUUUAUGAUGGUAAUAUGGGACAUGAAACUUCAACAAUUUCACUUGGUAAUUAUGUUAAAGAGGAAAAUGAUAUAAUGCAAACAGUGUCCUACGGAAUGGAUAAUAAUAGUUUAAUUCUUGGUGGAAACAGGCUUUAUCUUUUUGAUAAACGAUCGAAUGAUUUUUCGGAUUUGAUUUUGAAACCUAAAUCAACCAUAACAGUAACGAGUGGAAAGUGGACUGAGAGAAAAUAUGAUGUACAAAACCAUACGAGUAAUUUUAGGAAUCAAUUAAGUGGUCAUUUAUCAUCCUUUUCAAAUUACUGGAGAAGAUCAAAGCCCUCAUUUUGGGAAUCAUUUACAGCAUGCGAAGUGCAUCCAGAAUACAAUUUUAUACUAGCAGCUGUUUAUGGUACUAGUAACUCAGUUUUGAUUUUGGAUUUGAGAAUACCAAACACACCUCUUCUUGACAUCCCACUCCCAUCAACCGAUUUUAUGGGUUCUAGAAUACGUAGUAUUAAGUGGAGUUGUAGUGGGCCUGAAUCUACUCUGUUCGUUUUCUCAUGGAGAUUAAAGAUUCCAAUUAGAAUUGAAAUACAAAUUAGCUCCUCAUUUGAUAGCUACUCAAUGAAUCCCAAACAUAAGUAUUCCUAUAAAGAUUUCGACCAAGUUGAUAUGAAUCAUGACACUCUUUUAGUAUUUAACAGAGCUAAGUAUAUGAAUUUCUUAAAUGUUGAUCAAUCACAAGAGGAUGGUGAUUUCCCAGCAUAUGGUCCUUCCAUACAAACACAAAAAGAAUACUUUGACCUGCCAAUUCACAGUACAAAUGAGAGUGCUAUGACGAACAUUUUCCACGGUUACUUGGGUCUAUCAAUUCUAAACUUCAAUUCUAACUCCAUUAAGUUAUGCUUGGCAUAUACCACUUCUGGGAGACUUUUAUGUAUGGACCUUGAUAAUAGAAAAAUCAUCCUAAAUAAAACUACAUUAACUAUUAAUGAGAAUGGAAAAGAUGAAAUUGGGUUCCACGAUCCAAAUUCUCUCUUAAGUGGUUUUAAUAUUAGAGUUAAGAAAUCUGGAGGCAUACCACUACCAGAUGAAUUAUGCUCUGAUGGAUUCAAGUCUUUCACAAUCAAUAAAACUGAAAUUGGGAAUAUGUACAACGAUUUUGUAGGAGUAAACAUAAGUGACUGGUUUAUACGAAUACAGGAACAACGAUUUGGAGACCAAAAACACUACUCCAAUCUUUUAAUAAAUCCUACCUAUCUUGAUGAUUUUAAGGUAAACAAAUUUGACUCGAAGGCCAUUUUGAAGGGUAUACUUUCACUUAAUUACCCUAAAGACUAUGAUGAUGGAUCAAUAAUGUCACUGUCAAAGUAUUUAAGUUUAUAUGGAAAGGAUAAUUUUAAUUGGAAAGAUGUUUGGAACCCACUUGACAAUACACUUGAUUAUGAAUACGAAUUAGAGAUUGAUAACCCAUUUAUAAAUGAUUUUGAAACAUGUUCUUGUUCAGCUCUUUCAAAGCCAAUAAAUGAAUCAUCUAAAGAUGUCGUCAAUCAUGAUUUGUCAGAGGACGCAUCAACCAUCUACACAAUUUGUAACAUGUUAACUGAAAAGUUGAAAAAUGAGGAAUCGAUUUUAAUUGAGAGGGGAAUUGCAAAUUGUUUUGGAGAUAUGUUAUUACUCCAGUCAAAUAUUGGAUUAAACAAUCAUAAUCAUCAAAACAACGAGGUUGAACACAGAACUGAUUGCCCAUCUGAUGAAUUUCUAUCUGUAGAAGUUGCUGAGGAACCCAGUGAAAUACCAUCAAUCCCUGUUGUAGAAGAGAUAUUGAGUUCAUGGAUAACUGAAAAUGGAGAUAAAUCAAUCCCUGUAAAACAUCCGAUACUUAAGAGGAGUGUCGAUGAUACUGACCCUAUGGAAAUGCUUAAGGAGCAUAAGAGGAAACAGAAGGAAUUUAUAUCUAAAAUGUUUGAUAAAAAGUAA
This is a messenger RNA of Theileria parva strain Muguga, 3003 nucleotides long. RefSeq lists its product as uncharacterized. The record is from RefSeq and is a predicted model, not a curated record. Bases 1 to 3003 code for a protein of 1000 amino acids. Lineage: Eukaryota; Apicomplexa; Aconoidasida; Piroplasmida; Theileriidae. The transcript has 5 exons.